Molecule: messenger RNA, 903 nt
Organism: Rotaria sordida
Lineage: Eukaryota; Metazoa; Rotifera; Eurotatoria; Philodinida; Philodinidae
Source: the annotation of a GenBank genome assembly
AUGAAAUAUUGUUGUAAUAUAUUUCUUUUUCUUCCAGCAAAUAGUGCAGCUGCUGGUACUGGUGGUAUAUGGUUUCUUUCUUAUUUACCAUAUGCAUUUAUUCAACCACGUUAUGAAACAAUGACACGAGUAGCUAAAUUAGCUACAUGUAUGUUACAUAAUAUUGGUUUAGCACUUGGUGCUCAACUUAUUGGCAUGUUUGAAGGAAAAGGUACUGGUCUUCAAUGGUCAAUGUUUAAUCAAGCUAUAUCAGUAGAUGAUAAUUUUACAAUGGCAGAUGUAAUUAUUAUGUUCUACGUUGAUGCUGUUAUCUAUCUACUUCUUGCUUUAUAUAUUGAAAAUAUUUGGCCUGGACAAUAUGGAAUUCCAAAAAGUAUUUUUUAUCCAUUUAAAUUGAGUUAUUGGCGAGGAUAUACAAAGUCAAAAGUUCAACAAGUUAAUGAAGUAAUCAAUGAAUCGUAUAGAACAGGUUCAACAAGUUCUAAUGCAUUUGAAUCUACACCUACUGAUAAAGAAUUAGGUGUUCAACUUAUCAAUGUUUCUAAGACUUAUUCAUUUCUUUUCAAAAGUCGUCCAUCUGUUCAUGCUGUAAGUAAUCUUAGUAUGAAUAUCUACAAUGGUCAAUUGACAGCAUUACUUGGACACAACGGAGCUGGAAAAAGUACAACUAUAUCUAUGAUUACUGGUUUAAUACCGCCGACAGAUGGUCAAAUAAUUGUUAAUGGUUUUGAUAUAGCAACAUCAAUGGAUAAUGUUCGUAAUAUUCUUGGUUUAUGUCCACAAUAUAAUAUUCUUUUUGAUCAUCUUACUGUACGAGAACAUCUUAGAUUAUUUGCAAUACUUAAAGGACAUCCAUCAAAUGAUAUUGAUAAUGAAAUAACAAAAAUGGUUAAUGAUUUAAUG